Molecule: messenger RNA, 2199 nt
Organism: Orycteropus afer afer
Lineage: Eukaryota; Metazoa; Chordata; Mammalia; Tubulidentata; Orycteropodidae
Gene: FAM111B
Product: FAM111 trypsin like peptidase B
Source: RefSeq, a predicted model, not a curated record
AUGAAUUUCAUAAAGACUGAAGAGAACAAGUCAUUCCAUGUUACAGAAAAUGACCAGGGUUCCAGAACUGAAGUUUCAGUGGAUGCUGUCAUGAAGCCGACAAGUUCUGGCACGCUGGAUGGGCAUUUGCUACCUGACCUAAGAGAAUGUAGCAGUGCUUCUGUGCUUGGAAAUGAAGUCAGUAAGCAUGAAACAUCCCUUAAAAUUCUGAACCGAAAUUUGAACAUCAAGGAAAAAUGUCAUUUCACCUUUACUUUGAAUAGAAGGUUCAAGAAAUUUGAUCAUAGUGAGUUUACAGCAUAUGGUAAACCCAAUGAAAGUAUUUUCUCAGCUCUGAUAGCUAAUGAGAAUCUCAUGGAAACUUGUUCUAAUAGGAACAUUAUUGUUUAUGCAGAAAAAGAAAUCAGAGGAUAUGUAAAUUUAGGAAUGCCUCUCAAAUGCCUGCCUAAAGAUUCGCAUUUAAAAGUAAUACUUAGUCAAAGAAAGAGUAGCCAGCAAGAAGAUGAUCAGAUAUUACGUCAUUGUGAAAACCCAGAUCUUAAUUGCAUUCUUUUUAACAUUGUUGCUGUUGGGAAGACGAUAAAGAAAAUACUUAAGGUCAAGGAACUUCAUGAAAUAGGAAGUACAAUUUGUGUCUAUGCCUUGGAGGGUGAAACUGUCAAAGAAGCUCUCUAUAAAGAUGGCAGAUUUCGUUCUGACCUCAGUGAACUUGAUUGGAAACUAAUGGAAGGUCAUAACAAAAUUCAUAGAAAAGAGUCCCUGGUGGAUGAUAUAUCUGGAAAGACCUUAGACAUGGUCAUUUUAAAAAAAAAAUCUGUCAGAAAAAUUAUUCAUGAAAAUCCUAAACAAAAGAACGAAAAUGUCACUGAUAAAAUCAGUCCCUGUGAUCUGAUAAAGUCUGAAAGCAAGGUCCAGGACUCAGACAGAGGUAGAGAGACCGAAGGUGUAGAACACAAGAGAAAAAAAAAAAUUCCACCCCAAAGUCUAAGGCGUGAUAUUGAAAAGAAAAACUAUCGGACAAAGUUAAGUAUUAUUUUUUACUAUGAUCUUCUGAAAAAAUAUAAGAAACUAAAGUCACAGGUUAGACAAAGGCCAUAUCUGAGUAGGCACAACAUUACUUAUCAAGGUAUCCAUGAGGAUGCAAUUAAUCUCUGGCUAAGGAACUCCACAAAAUUGAGCAGUACUAUAGUGCAGCAAUAUCCAAAUUUUAAAGAAGUUCCACUUUGGCUGGGAAAGUGUUUUGAGGAAGAACGAAAGAGUCAAAAAGUGUCACCAUUGGAGCAAUUCAGCAUAUAUGAAAAGAACUUUGGAAAAGAGUCUGCAAAUUCUAAUUCAGUUGCAACCUAUGAAUGUCUUAUUCCUCUUAGUAAGUCAGUUGGGUUCAUGACAUGGAACAAUAUAAAUACUGGCAAUAGUACUUGCUUUAGCUUAAAGGAUGGUUAUAUUUUGACCUGUCUACAUGUUGUGCAUUUUAUUGUGGGAGAAGGCACACAUCCAAGUUUGUGGCCUGAUACAAUAAGUAAGUGUGCAAAGGUAACUUUCAAUUACCAAGAGUUUUGCCCUGCUUACCACAAUUGGUUUUUUUUAGAGCCGUGGUGUGAAAUAUAUGAUGGAACUCUAGAUUAUGUCAUUUUAAAACUCAAAAAGAAUGGAAAUGCAUUUCCUCCAGGCCUGUGUGGACAAAUUGCUCCUCAACCAUCUAGUGGUUUGAUUUAUUUAAUAGGUCACCCAGAUGGCCAGAUUAAGAAAAUAGAUGAUUGUGCUGUGAUUCCUGUAAAUCAGCGGUUCAGGAAGUAUUCAAAGCAUCAAGAUGGGCUAGCAGAAAUCAGUGUUGCCACUUAUAAUGCUUGCCCUAUAUUUACCAGAAGAACUUUCCUGUCACACAUUGAUAGCACUGCCACACUUAGUUAUGACACUUGUUUCUCCAGUGGGUCCUCUGGCUCCCCAGUGUUUACUGCGUCUGGCAAGUUGGUUGCUAUGCAUGCCUUUGGGCAUUUUUAUGAACAUUUAGGUAAGGUUUAUGCUCUUAUUGAAUAUGGCUACUCUAUGGUUUCUAUCAUGUGUGAUAUUAAAGAGAAAGAUGAGACAUUUUAUAAGUUGUUAUAUGAAGAGAAAAAUGAGAAUCACAAUGAAGAAAAAAAUGAGAAACAAGAGUCAUUGCUUCAGGAUCCUCAGAUUGAACCCAUGGAAUGGGUGUAA